This is a messenger RNA of Drosophila sechellia, 4674 nucleotides long. It is a transcript of the gene Gbeta13F, whose product is annotated as guanine nucleotide-binding protein subunit beta-1. Gene Ontology annotation, molecular function: protein binding. Lineage: Eukaryota; Metazoa; Arthropoda; Insecta; Diptera; Drosophilidae. The transcript is spliced from 3 exons. The record is from RefSeq and is a predicted model, not a curated record. Bases 433 to 1455 code for a protein of 340 amino acids. Gene Ontology annotation, biological process: signal transduction.
UCUAGGUGUUGGCUGCCAAUUGUAGAGUGCAAAUGAAAAGUUACAGAUUGGUGGCUUCGUUAACAAAAUUUUCAGUUAUUUGUGUAGUUGAAGACGGGAAUUUGUUUUGCGUAUAAAAAGUUAACGCUGCGUAACAAAGUUCAUGAUUUAUCCAUACUAGAGUGCACAAAAUAAACGCCGUAUGCAAGCGUGAUCAUCCAAGGCUCAUUAUCCGACUAAGCUACUGGCCAGCUUAAAAAAAGUAAGCCACCAUCUAACGAGAGCGAAUCGAAUCGACUUGGACGACCGACCGACCGACCGCACAAAGAAGGAUCUAUCUGGAAAGCCGGCUAGACGAGUCCCGCAUCCGAUUCCGUAUACGAAUACGUAUCCGUAACCGAAUCCUCAACCAAAUCAUCCCAUAAGGACGCCGCUGUCUUCAACGAUCACAAGAUGAAUGAACUAGACAGUCUCAGGCAGGAAGCCGAGUCCCUAAAGAACGCCAUUCGGGAUGCCCGGAAGGCGGCCUGCGACACAUCACUGUUGCAAGCGGCCACCUCGCUGGAACCCAUCGGCCGCAUACAGAUGCGCACCCGUCGUACAUUACGCGGCCAUUUGGCGAAAAUCUACGCCAUGCAUUGGGGCAACGAUUCAAGGAAUCUCGUAUCAGCCUCACAGGACGGCAAACUGAUCGUUUGGGACUCGCAUACCACGAACAAAGUCCAUGCCAUUCCACUGCGAUCCUCGUGGGUGAUGACCUGUGCGUACGCCCCAUCCGGUAGCUAUGUGGCCUGCGGUGGCCUCGACAACAUGUGUUCAAUUUACAACCUAAAGACGCGCGAGGGCAACGUCCGGGUGUCCCGUGAGCUGCCCGGCCAUGGUGGCUAUCUAUCGUGCUGCCGCUUCUUGGACGACAAUCAGAUCGUGACCAGCUCCGGUGAUAUGUCGUGCGGAUUGUGGGAUAUCGAGACGGGCCUGCAGGUAACCUCGUUUUUGGGCCACACCGGCGAUGUGAUGGCCCUCUCACUGGCGCCCCAAUGCAAAACGUUCGUAUCCGGCGCCUGCGAUGCGUCCGCCAAGCUAUGGGACAUCCGGGAGGGUGUCUGUAAACAAACCUUCCCCGGCCACGAAUCCGAUAUCAAUGCGGUCACAUUUUUCCCGAAUGGGCAGGCAUUCGCCACCGGUUCGGACGACGCUACCUGUCGAUUGUUCGAUAUCCGUGCCGAUCAGGAGUUGGCCAUGUAUUCGCACGACAACAUCAUAUGCGGCAUCACAUCGGUGGCAUUCUCGAAGAGCGGACGUCUGUUAUUAGCGGGCUACGACGAUUUCAACUGCAAUGUAUGGGACACGAUGAAGGCAGAACGGUCUGGCAUACUCGCUGGCCACGACAACCGUGUAUCCUGUUUGGGCGUCACCGAGAACGGCAUGGCGGUGGCAACAGGAUCGUGGGACUCCUUCUUGCGUGUAUGGAACUAAAAACAAAAAAGAAACGGAAACGCAGCAUAAGCAGAAACAGAAACAAAACAAAACAAAAAACAGAGAAAACCAAACAAACAAAGAACAACAAAAAAAGAGGAAAAAGAAAAAGAACUUCAAAAUGCAUUAAAGGGUGGGGUGGGGUGUCAGGUCAACGGUUGCGCAGUCUGCGGAUAGUGUUUCACCCAUCAUCUACAUUGUGAUCUAAUGUAUAUGAUUCGGUGUUACCGCCUCUGUGGUAAAUAUUAAAUGAGUGCCGGACGUUUUGAAUAUGUGGGCGCAGCUAGUUGACUAGAACGUAGACCACAACAACAAAGAACUUUAUAUACAACAUUAUUUAUAUUGCUAUAUACUUAUUAACUAAAAUUAUACAAAAAAACAAAAUAAAACCAAAAAAAAAAAACAACAAAAAACCGAAAAAAAAACCGCAGACAUACGCAGCAACAUACAAAUAGACAUACACACGCAUACAAGAAUAUUAUUAGUGUAAAUGGAAAAUUGAGAAAAGAAAAAAUGAAAAACCAAGAACAAGCGAUCAAGAAAAAACCAAAACGAUAAAGAAAUUGAUGGAGUAACACGAUCGGCCCGCUGAUAGUCAGAAGAGUCAGAGUCAGUUGUUUAGUCAGAAUUCCGGUUACAGCUACAGUUUAAAGCGUACGUAAAUUAAACUUAGUUCAAAUCGCAUUUCAGCGGUGAGUGCGUGCAGCUGGGAGCACAAGGCUGCCAGCCCCUGGACUCCUGGCAUCCCGAUCCUGGUCCUGAUCCCGCAUCCGAGUCCCAGGAGCCGCAGGAGUGGUGCUGGCCGGCCAGCCAGUCAGUCAGUCAGUGAGUCAGUCGUUUGCACUUUGUAAAAGAAAAAGAAGAUGGUAUCAUUGUAAUCAUGUAUGUCAACAAGUAAAUACAUAUUCUUUUGCGUAUAAUACAUAAAACUUCAGAAUGUGUGGAUGUGGAUGAUCCUGAUGCAAGGUGGGAUGGUGGAGAAGUCAAAUAAAGUUAAAGCAUUUAAAAAAAAAAAUAAAAAAUGAAUCACGGCAACCUAAACGUAAAGCAAAACAAAAAAGAGAAAGAAAAGAAGAUGACGAUGGAGGAAACCAAACAAGAAACAAAAACAAAAAUUGCGUAAUAAACUUUAUAAAUCAAGUAAUGAAAACAAAACAAAACAAAAAAAAGUAAAGAAAACACUAUAACAAAUUUUUGUCUUAUUAUGUUUAAGUCCCUAAUUUAUAUACAAACAAAAAUAAGAAUGAUUUAAAUAACAUAUAUGUAAACUAUGCAUUAGUGAAAAAGUGGAAAACUAUUUAUAUAUAAUAUGAUGGCCAUAUAAGCUAUAACAAUAAAUUGAAAAACACCUUUAAAUCUUAUAAUACAUUUAUAAAUGUUUAACAAAAUCUUAACAAAUACAUUCAUAGAAUUGCGGCAGUAAGGGCAUUAAAGCAUUAAAGCAUCAUGGAAAUAAUUUGAGCAUUCACCUCAACUCACCUCAACUCACCUCACCUCACCUCACUACUCUUACUCUAAUUGCAUACUGUUGAAUUUUUGUUCAUUUUAUUCUUAUCCUAAAUUCCUAUGAGGUUUUACAUAUACAGAGGUGGUCAAAAUUAUUUUCACAAAGUGCAUUUGAGUGAAAUGUGAAAAGUGAAAAUACUUUUGACCACCUCUGUAUGGCUUAUAUGAGGUUUGAAAAUGCAGCAAACGAAACGAAACGAAGCGAAGCAAAACGAUUGUAGUAUGCAAACAAAAAACUAAAGCUUAUAUUGUGAAAAUACUGAUAUUGUCUUGCUAUCUUACGAAUAUACUGAAUCAUCAAGUUCUUAUCUAUUUUUAUUAUGUUCUUUUUAAUUAAUUUUAAGUGGUAAUAGGAAAUUCGCGGAUCCCAUACCGAUACCGAUAUACCAAUACCGAUUCCAGCAUUCUGAAAUCAAAGAUCUGAAGAAAUCUGAUCCUAGCAAUACCAAAAUUCAUUGAAAACUGUAAUAAACUGAUUGGUUUAUUGACCUUCUUGAAGUAUUCUUUAACGUUAUAGUAUCUUGGUCCGAUAGGUAAAUGGUAAAUUGUGAUUUAAAGUGAAUAGUUUUUCAAGCAACGAGAAUUAGCCUAAAUCUAAAUCUAAACCUAAACCGCAAACAAAAACCAAAUCCAAACCGAAUCCAGAAUCCAGAAAACCAGAAACCCAGUCGAAUCAAAAUAUCGAAAUGAAAACAUUUCAAAUGGAAAGAAUUAUUGUGUAUUUCUACCGACUUUCGAUGCUUGAUUGAUUAUAUUGAACCGAAUAUAUUCCUAUGUAUAUGUGUAACUACUAUUGGUAAGCUUACAACAGCUGCAGUUAUUUGGGCUCUGCUUUUUCGCCAUAGAUGGACUUACUUAAUUUUAGUACAUUCUGGACAUUCUGGACGGCCAUUUCAAAACUAAUGCUGUUUCAAAACUAUGAAUAAAUUAUGAAAAGAAACCUUUGUAACAUUUAAAUAAUAAAAUAUAAUACGAAUACGAUAAUCCCAUUGUUUAACUUAAACAAGGAGCAAUUAACGUGUUGAUCAACCGCUCUAUUUUGCGAUUAUUAAAAAUGCGCCAAAGUAAGUCCAUCUAAGGUUAAUAAAACAUAAUGCAUAAUACAAAAUACAUACAUAAUUACGAACGCACUUUACGAAUUGUCAGGAAUUUUGUACUCCAGCAGUUUAAUUAAACUAUUUUUCUAUCACAGCCCAAAACGGAACAAAGUAACGUGUUAUUUCUUUUUUAAUCAUUUUUUUUUCGUUAAGAGUACUUUGUUAUUAGAACGCGCAUCCCUCAAGUAUGUUAAUAUCAGAACCCUUCUCUAUGUAUGUGUGUUUCCGUGUAAAUUUAAUUACGUAUACGUUAUGUUUAUAUAUAUAUGUAUAUGCCACGCGAUCAUAUAUAUGCGCAUAUAUGUAUUGUAAUUUAAUUACUCUUUCAUUUGCCGACGACAAAUCGGCAAAUUCAAUGAAAUGAUUUAUUUGUAAUUAGUUAUUAACAAUAAUUGAGAUGAAAACAAAAGUGGAAACAGAAUAUGCUGUCAAGAAAAAGAAAUUGAAAAUUUAAAUAAAAUAAAACAUGGUCAUGUAAUAAACAUACAUACAAACAUACAUAUUUAAAUGAAAAAACUGAAGAUUACUAACAUUAAUUUAUAAUUUGUGUCAUAGCCGUCAACUCAGCGUUAUAUCUAGAAUAAAUAAUAAAGAAAAUUGUGUUAAGCAAAUGCUA